Molecule: messenger RNA, 711 nt
Organism: Plasmodium fragile
Lineage: Eukaryota; Apicomplexa; Aconoidasida; Haemosporida; Plasmodiidae
Exons: 1
Coding region: 1-711 (236 amino acids)
Cellular component (GO): cytoplasm
Molecular function (GO): calcium ion binding
Source: RefSeq, a predicted model, not a curated record
AUGCAAGGCACAAUAUCUCAGGAAAAACUCCAAUUGAUGCAAAAAAAUUUUAACCUUGUGGAUAACAACAAGGAUGGGAAAAUUACCCCGCAGGAAUUUAAGACGCUCUUGCGAUUGCUCGGGCAAACCAGAACGGAGAAGGACAUGGACGAGAUCGUGGAAAAACAUUUUGAAGACGCAACAGGGGAGGAACAGCAGCAGCCAGAAGCGGCCGAGGCCACCGAUAAGGGAGAGGCAGACAAAGGGACGCCAAGUGUAGCGAAACAACCGAGCGGCCAGAAAAACACAGCAAAAGCUACCCCAAGCCACGAUCGAAUAAAAAACCUAAUCGCAAAGCUUAACCAUUUCAAAGAUGAAGACAAAAAAAAAAAUAACCCAAAUGCUCAAAAUAAAGGAAUAUGUGAUGUAUAUGCACAGAACGAAUUAAUGAAUACAAAAAAAAAACCCAUAAACUUUGAAACCUUCUUGAGGAUAUUUCUUGAGGUUUAUGAAGAACCCUUAUCGGUAGACGAGCUAAUCACCUCGUUUGAAUUUUUCGACAAAGAAAAAAGUGGCUAUCUUGAUGAGGAGAAGAUGAGAUUUAUUUUGAAGAACAGCGAUGAAAGGUUGGUGGAGGAGGACAUGAAAUUGUUUUUCAAAUCGCUAAACUUGAGGGAUAAAGACAAAAUUGAUUAUGUCAUGCUGGCCAAGCGCCUCAAGAAUGUGACUUAA